Molecule: messenger RNA, 2111 nt
Organism: Oreochromis aureus
Lineage: Eukaryota; Metazoa; Chordata; Actinopteri; Cichliformes; Cichlidae
Product: GTPase IMAP family member 8-like
Exons: 2
Coding region: 98-1711 (537 amino acids)
Molecular function (GO): GTP binding
Source: RefSeq, a predicted model, not a curated record
CACGUUCAAACACAGUAGAGUGAGAAAGAGGAAACUGGUGAGCAGCAGAACAUCAGCAGAGACAGAAAAUUACAUCAACUGCCAGUAAAAGACAGACAUGGCCAGCAAAUACACUUGCCUUGCAGAGCAAGAAGAACCUGAGAAGCCAGAACUCAGGAUUUUGCUUCUUGGAAAAACGGGUGUUGGAAAGAGUGCAUCAGGAAACAACAUCUUAGGGGAAACAACGUUUGAAUCCUCACCAUCUUUUACUGCAGUAACAUCAGAGUGUCAGAAGGAAACAGGUCUGUUUGAUGGUCAAAAACUGGCUGUAAUUGAUACUCCAGGUUUAUUUGACAGCGAUAAACCUGAAGAGGAGGUGAAGGAAGAGAUCAGUAGGUGCAUCUCCUUUGCUGCUCCUGGUCCUCAUGCGUUCCUGGUUGUGAUUCGGGCCAACAGAUUCAAAGGCGAAGAACAAGAAACAGUGAAAAUCAUUCACAAUAUGUUUGGGGAACAGUCAGCACGUUACACUAUGGUCUUGUUCACCUACGGAGACGAUCUGAGGAGAGGUGGAGUAACCAUAGAAAAAAUGAUCAAUGAUAAUCCUGUUAUCUCUGACUUCAUCAGUCAGUGUGGUGGAGGAUAUCAUGUCUUUAACAACACGGUCACAAAUUCCUCUCAGGUCAGAGAGCUGCUGGAGAAGAUCAACACCAUGGUUCAGAGAAAUGGAGGAGGAUAUUACACCUAUGAAAUGUUCAGAGAGGCUGAGAGAGUCAUGAAACAACCAGAAGCCGACCUCAGGAUUGUUCUUGUUGGGAAAACCAAAGUUGGGAAGAGUGCAGCAGGAAACAGCAUCUUGAGAGGAAAAGUAUUUCGAUCCACAGCUUCCUCUUCCUCUGAAACAUCAGAGUGUCAGAAGGAAACGUCUCUCUUUGAAGGUCAAACACUGGCUGUAGUUGAUACUCCAGGUCUGUAUGAAACUAAACUAACUAAAGAGGAGGUGAAGAGAGAGAUUGUUAGAUGCAUCUCCUUUGCUGCUCCUGGUCCUCAUGUGUUCCUGGUUGUGAUCCAACCAAACAGAUUCACCAAAGAAGAAGAAAAAACUGUGAAAAUCAUUCAGGAGAUAUUUGGUGACCAAGCAGCUAAUUACACGAUGGCCUUGGUAAUCCAUGAAGAUGAUGUGAAGGAAGAAACCAUAGAAGAAGCAAUCAAACAUCCAGAUCUCAAAGACUUUAUCAGUCAGUGUCGUGGAGGAUAUCAUGUUUUUAACAGCAGAAACAAGGAUCCCUCUCAGGUCAGAGAGCUGCUGAAGAAAAUCAACACAAUGAUUAAAAGAAAUGGAGGAUGCUGCUACACCACCAAAAUGUUUGAAGAGGCAGAGAAAGCCAUAAAUACAGAGAUGGAACAACUGGAGAUGACAGUAGCUUCAGAGACAGCCAAAGAAGGACGAUACAAAGCAGAAAGAAGGAACAAAUUCACCCUGGGGGAUUGGGAUUCUACUAUUGCUGGAGCUGCUGCUUCUACUGCUGGUGUUGGUGCUGGAAUUGCUGCUGGAGUUGGUGCUGGAAUUGUUGCUGGAGUUGGAAUUAUCGUUCAAGGAGCUCGAGUUGGAGCAGCUGCAGGAGUUGCAGCAGGAAGUGCAGGAGCUGCAGGAGUUGCCGUGGACAUUGCAGUGAGUGUUGCAGUAAAAGCUGCAAUUUUGAAAUGGAAAUUGUGGGAUUGUGUUACACAGUAACACACAGUAAGUAAGAAAUAGUUUCUUUGGGACACCGUGAGAGUUUUUGUUCUACAGUAAUUUUGAUCAUUAAGCAGUAACCUAUUAAGGACAAAUUAUCAUAAAGACAGAAGAAAAUAAUCACAGCAUAGUGUAAUUAUCUUUGUAAUUCUUGUUUUUGCUGAAUAUUUUUGUAUGAAAUCUUUAAUGACAUCAUAGUUUUUAUUACUUUACUGAAUAGGAACAUGUUAAUCAUUACUGAUUAUUAGCUUGUAAUGAAUGAGGGAAUUUUAAAUUCUAGUCUAAAGCAAUUAGUCUGCCAGAUUAUGUACAAUGUGUUUUGAAACUGCAAGUCUAAAAUUUAGUUUGAUCUCUUGAAUAAUGUAUCAUGAAUUAAACAAAUUACAUUUUUUUUUAUGAA